AUGCGAAGUGGCGUAUCGCUGGGUACAUCGCCAGAGCCCAACAGCCACGAAGUAGAUCCGAUCUUGAAUAGAAGUAAUGGCCAUCGCGAGGAAAGUUGGCAUAACUACGCCAGCCCUUUGCUUAAUACAAACCAGCAACUACCCCCAAUAGCGACCAUACUGUCUGAGACAGCAUCAUGGUCCCCCGCAAACCCAGAACCGUCGACAGAGGUUCUAAGUGACUUCGUAAAUGCAUAUCGUGAAAAGCUGUACUUCCAACCUCUUCCUCUCUUCGACCCUCAACGUCUCCGGACAAAGAUUCACACUCUGCCUCAGUACUUGCGAUGGAGCUUUCUGGCACUUACACUACACUACACAAGCCAUAGCUUCUACUAUGGACUCGAGGCAAAAGCAAUUGAGUAUUAUGCUAAAUCUGCAAGGAGUAUAGUGGUUGAUAUGGCAGCUGAGGGACUUGCCGAGCUUGAAGUCAUGCAAGCUUUGUGUCUUCUGGCGUUGUGUGAUCACAUUACGGGGAAGCCAUCGCGUGCCUGGAUGAUGAUUGGAAUGGCAGCGAAACUCGAAGCCCUUCGCCUCUCAGAGUCAAAAGACAAUAAAGGCUCACGUCAGUCUGACGAUGCAAUCUCAAGAUGUCACUGGAGUAUUUCCAUCCUGGAGAGUACCUUUUCUCCUCACUGCAGCACUCUAUCAGAAGUAUCUCACGCCCCGAAUUACCCGAGAAGUGUAUCUAGACCUACUCCUUUACACUCAUCGCAUGGGAUGAAGAGCUACUGCGCUGAUCUAACCGAUGCGUACGAGGGAAAUGUCCAAGACGUCGGCAUUGUCGCGACUUGUCUGGGGUAUAUCUCGAUCUGGGGCAGUAUCAUCUCCUAUCUGCGAGACAUCCGUAACGGAGCGAAUGAGUAUCCAUGGCUAGCCAACUCACGACACAGCCAGCUCACUGUAAAGUUGUACGAACUUGAGAAUGUCACUUCCCAUAGACACCUCAUUCGCAAUGCGCCUUUUCCAGAUCAGCCACCCGAAGAUCUUAGGCAGAACCGCGAAUACUGGGCCCCAUGGGUGUUAUUCCAGAUCAUGAUGCACGCCACACAGGCUAUCCUGAACAACCCCUUCGUCCAACUCGUCGCGCUUCGAAGAGCAGGUCGCAAAUUCCAGCCGCGUUCCUUCUUGCAGAACACAGUUGACCAAGCCUUGUUCCACGCAGAGUGGGUUUCUCGUUUGGUGCAAAUGUGCGUAGAUCGGCAGUUUGAAGUGAACGAUCCUUUGAUUGGACAAGCUGUUGCUGGAUGUGUCUCGAUACUGUGGAUAUUCCAAUUCGCGCGAGAUCGGAAGGUGUCAGAGAAGGCCAAGGAGAAUCUAGCCAUCUGUGAGACGUUCUUGGGACAUUUAUCUCGAAAAUGGCCUCAUAUUGCAGAAAAGGUCGAGAUACUCCGAACUCUCAAUAUCAAAGUCACCAAGAAGCAGCAAACCCCGCAAGACGACGACUCUGCCGGCGCAACUAUACAGUUUGAGCCGGAUAUGAUGUGGGAAUUGCUUGAUCCUGCCAUGUCGGGCGUGGACUGGGCUGGUUUGUGCAGUUCUGCAAAGAAAGGGGAAUCCCAAGUGGGCACGAGUGCUACUAUACGCGUCGCGACAAAGUUUGUGCAUCCUAUUUAUAACGAUGAGGAUGAUGCGCAGGCGCCGACUUUGCAUAAUCUUUUUGACUUGGAGGAUGUCUAUGGGGAGCCGUUCCUGGAUCAGUUCUUUUCUGAUUCUUUGCUUGUUAAUAUAUCGUAG
Messenger RNA from Fusarium sp. VM40, 1773 nucleotides. The record is from the annotation of a GenBank genome assembly. NCBI's taxonomy places the organism in Eukaryota, Fungi, Ascomycota, Sordariomycetes, Hypocreales, Nectriaceae.